Ilex paraguariensis (yerba mate) is the source of this 3020-nucleotide messenger RNA. Lineage: Eukaryota; Viridiplantae; Streptophyta; Magnoliopsida; Aquifoliales; Aquifoliaceae. The record is from the annotation of a GenBank genome assembly.
ACACGACUACAAGCAUCAUCUAUUACUUCUUUCCAUUUUCUCAAAGAAAACACAAAUAGAGAAGAUGGUGAAGUUCUCUAAGCAGUUUGAGGCUCAAAUUGUUCCUGAAUGGAAAGAGGCCUUUGUUGAUUAUUGGCAACUCAAGAAGGACCUCAAGAAAAUUCAUCUCCUUAGUAACGAUAACUCUCCCACCACGCAACAAGAAAGCUCUUUUUCCAACACCCUCUUCUCCUCUCUGAGGAAGUUCUCUUUAUUUUGCACUCAACAAAGAGAGCAUGGGGUCAUUCAAGUUCAUAAGAAAAUUGCAUCCUCAGGGAGCAAGGGUACUUUGUACGAGACUGAAUUGCUGGAACAAUUUGCUGAUACUGAUGCAGCCAAUGAAUUUUUCACAUGCUUGGACCUCCAACUUAACAAAGUGAAUCAAUUCUACAGAACAAAAGAGAAUGAGUUCCUUGAGAGAGGGGACUUAUUGAAGAAACAAAUGGAGAUCCUCGUUGAGCUUAAAACCGCUCUAAGACAGCAGCACGGGAAAGGAGCUUCUUCCCAGGAGGAUGACUCCAUUUCAGGCACAAUCUCAUGUGAUGAAGAGUCUCCUAGGGCCAUAACAGAGCAAGAAUUGGAGCAGGACAACACAACAGUUGAAUCUUGCAAAAAUGAUGCACAAUUCACAGACUCCCUAAAAUCAGAUGAGAUGGAAAAAUCAAUGAGGAUGAAAAGGGAAGAUGGAAAAUCCAGAACUUUUUCAGGUCGUGUUAUCAAUUGCCAAGGGAAAAACUUGAGAAUACAUAUUCCUCUGACAAACCCAACUCGUACGUUUUCAGCAAUCACUUAUUUACUCUGGGAUGAUUUGGUCAAUCAGUCCUCGAAGAAAUUAGGUCCGGAAGGAAGUAAGCUGCACAUCAACAGAACAAAGCUACACCAUGCUGAGAAGAUGAUUAGAGGAGCCUUCAUUGAGCUCUAUAAAGGAUUAGGUUAUCUCAAAACUUACAGGAACUUGAACAUGCUUGCUUUUGUUAAGAUUUUGAAGAAAUUCGACAAAGCCACGAAAAAAGAAGUUCUUCCUAUUUAUCUAAAAGUUGUUGAGAGCUCCUACUUCAACAGCUCAGACAAGGUUAUGAAGUUAGCAGAUGAGGUUGAGGAGAUUUUUGUUAGACAUUUUGCUGAAGAUGAUCGAAGGAAGGCGAUGAAAUACCUUAAACCAAUUCAGCAUAAAGAAUCACACUGUGUCACUUUCUUUAUUGGGCUAUUCACUGGGUGUUUCCUUGCUCUUUUUGUUGGAUACAUCAUCAUGGCUCAUAUUUCAGGGAUGUAUAGACCACAAUCCGAUAUAAUCUACAUGGAAACAGUUUACCCUAUGCUUAGCAUGUUCAGCCUACUGUUUCUGCACUUCUUUUUGUACGGAUGCAACAUUUUCAUGUGGAGGAAGACUCGUAUAAAUUAUAGCUUCAUUUUUGAGUUGUCCCCAACAAAAGAUCUUAAAUUCAGAGAUGUUUUCUUGAUAUGUACCAUGUCAAUGACUGCUGUAAUUGGGGUGUUAUUUGUUCAUCUGUCCCUUGUGGCAAAGGGACAUUCUUGUAAACAAGUUCAACCAAUUCCUGGCCUCCUGUUACUGGCUUUCUUAUUAUUGCUUGUGUGCCCCUUCAACAUAGUCUACAAAUCAAGCCGGUACUGUUUUCUUCGUGUGAUAAGGAAUAUCAUCUUUUCACCUCUCUACAAGGUUGUUAUGCUGGACUUCUUCAUGGCUGAUCAACUUUGUAGCCAGGUACCAAUGCUCAGGAACCUUGAGUACAUAGCAUGCUACUACAUAACCGGAAGCUUUAAAACUCAGGAUUAUGGAUACUGCAUGAGAAACAAAAAUUUCCGGGAUCUUGCUUACGCGGUUUCCUUCCUACCUUAUUACUGGAGGGCUAUGCAGUGUGCUCGACGUUGGUUUGAUGAAGGACACUCAAGCCACCUGGUCAAUCUAGGCAAAUAUGUGUCUGCAAUGUUGGCCGCAGGAGCCAAAGUGGCCUAUGAGAAAGAAAGUGAUGUUGGAUGGCUUUGUUUAACCGUUGUCAUGUCGAGUGCUGCAACAGUUUAUCAAUUGUAUUGGGACUUUGUAAAGGAUUGGGGUUUGCUUCAGUUUCAUUCCAAGAACCCCUGGUUAAGGAAUGAAUUAAUGCUACGUCAGAAGUUCAUUUACUACUUCUCUAUGGUAUAUGCAAUGCUCCUCUCUCUCUCCCUCUCUCUCUCUCUCUCACAAUUACAGGGAGACAAGUUAAAGCUUCAACUGGUACUUGUGUUUGUCAGUCAGCAGUAGUGAAGCGAAAAAGCCACCUCCCACAUCUCAGCAACUACCAACUGAUUUUAUAAAAAAAAUCAGUUUGAAUUUAAGAAAUAGAUUGAUGAAGCUGUUUAGUCAUAUUUAAUCUGGUGCAUUGGAUCGCCAAAUGAAUUUUGCAACUAAUUUGAAGUUUUUUUUCCCCUUUACAUCCUGAUCUUGAACAAAAAUAUGGUACCAUUUGCAGGGGUUGAACCUUAUUCUUAGGCUUGUUUGGUUGCAAAUUGUUAUCCACCCCAGUUUAAGAGGCGUCGAUUCCAGAGUAACAGGGCUACUUUUAGCAGCCCUUGAAGUCAUUAGAAGAGGCCAAUGGAAUUUUUACAGGUUGGAGAAUGAGCAUCUAAAUAAUGCUGGCAAGUUUAGAGCUGUGAAGACAGUGCCACUUCCUUUUCAUGAAGUGGAUGAGGAAGACUGAUUCCCAUUGGCAGAUGAUAAAGGAAUAGAAUUUUGGAUAUCUAUUACAGAAGCAGCUCAAUUCCUAAGGUUCCAAAUGGACCUUAUUGCCACUGUACAAGUGGAUGAACACAUGAUGUUAAUCAUUUUAUCAAUGAUCAGCUCAGUUCUGGAAAGUAGUUCAUACAUGUAUACAAAAAUUUCCUUCACAAUUCUAAGGGAAGUCAUGCUCUUUUUGCACUGAUAUCUUGUAAAUGUAUUUCGAUCUCCCUCAAUAUACUCUUUUAAUUUUCGCCAAUCAUCUCUC